AUAGCAUCGUUUCCCAGAAAGAGGUAACAUGGCGGCUCUCUGGUUCCUAUCCUGCCUGGCGCUUUUCAGUGCCGCCCAAGGCUGUGGUGUCCCCAAGAUCCAGCCUGUCAUCAGUGGCUACACCCGCAUUGUCAACGGAGAGGAGGCAAUUCCUGGAUCGUGGCCCUGGCAGGCUUCCUUGCAGGAGAAAUCCGGUUGGCACUUCUGCGGUGGAUCUCUGGUCAGCGAGCGCUGGGUUGUGACCGCAGCCCAUUGUGGUUAUAUGAUGCAUAUUAACACACUCUGGUGUGGGGUGUUCUUCCUCCUCCAGGUCUUCACCCACCCAGAGUGGGACCCCGUGGCCAUCAACAACGACAUCGCCUUGAUCAAACUGGCCACUCCGGCCGAGCUGACCGACACCGUGUCCCCCGUUUGUCUGACGGACGUCACCGACGGGUUCAAGAGCGGAGACCUCUGCGCCACCAGCGGAUGGGGAAAGACACGCUACAAUGGUGGGCUUUUAAUGGGACCUUGAGUAGGACAAGAGUUG
Messenger RNA from Anolis sagrei ordinatus, 529 nucleotides. NCBI's taxonomy places the organism in Eukaryota, Metazoa, Chordata, Lepidosauria, Squamata, Anolidae. The record is from RefSeq and is a predicted model, not a curated record.